Molecule: messenger RNA, 1692 nt
Organism: Scleropages formosus (Asian bonytongue)
Lineage: Eukaryota; Metazoa; Chordata; Actinopteri; Osteoglossiformes; Osteoglossidae
Product: fibronectin type III domain-containing protein 7-like
Exons: 7
Coding region: 1-1692 (563 amino acids)
Molecular function (GO): protein binding
Source: RefSeq, a predicted model, not a curated record
AUGGUUGGGGGCCUGAAGUCUGCAACAUCUUACAACUGCUCUGUCUAUACUGCCAACAUCGGUGGAAUGGGGGCGAGCAGCAAAGUUUGGACAAUCACGACGUUUUUAAGGAAGACCAUAAACACCUCCGUGGACUACGGGUGUGACAAAAGUAUUGCAACGGUGACGUGGGGGAAGGUCUCCGAGGCCGAAUCCUUUCGGGUCGUGGCUGUCGACAGCCACAACACGAGCCUGUCCUGCACCACCCAGUCUACGAGCUGCGAGAUCACGGGCGUGCGGUGCGGCCAGUGGUACACAGUACACGUCACUGCCGUCUCCAGCAAAUGCAAUAGCAUGACCUACAGCCCCGUCUUCUUUGAGACAGCGCCGUGUGCCCCGACCAGUGUGAACGUGUUCCGCGAGUGUUCCAGCAACUUGAUCAUAUUAUCCUGGGCACCCACCAACAAUACUGACUACUACAAGGCCACCAGCGUGGACUCCUUCGGAAAGCCCAUGACCUGCGUGACCGGUGAAACCGCCUGCUUUUUCACCAACACUGUCUGCGGCCGCGGUUACCAGUUUACUGUCUAUGCCACGAGAGGGAUAUGCAACAGCAAGGAAAGCGUUACGGCCUUUGUGAAAACAGCCCCCUGUGAACCGGACAACGUGUGGAUUACUUCGGAAUGCUACUCCGACACCCUGGUCAACAUCUGGGACAUGGCUGCUGGCGCCAAGCUGUAUAGGGUGGAAGCCAUGGGAAACACGCCCACUCGCAACAUGUACAGCUGCACCUCUACCGGCAACAACUGCUCUUUUUCUGGGGUGCAGUGUGGCGAGAGCCUGUCGGUGUGGAUCACCACCUCGGAUGAGGACUGCUCCAGCGGAAAAGCUCUUGGAAAAGUGGGCACGACGGUGCCCUGCAUCCCCCAGAAUGUGUCUGCGGUUCUGGAUUGUGCCAGCAACUCCAUCACAAUGCACUGGGAGUACAGUCACGGUGCAAACUUCUACAUCGGCUCGGUCGUGGGGAGGAACGGCACGAAGCUCACCUGCAAUACUACAGACACACACUGCGUCAUCCAGGGCCUAUCCUGCGGACAGAACUACUCUGCCCACGUGAUCGCCGAGAACAAAAAGUGCAAGAGCAACGAGAGCAUGCGUGUCAUCACAGGAACUGGUCCGUGCUAUUCGGGGAACAUCACGGCAGAUGUAGACUGCAAAGCCAAUGCGUUCAACGUGCAGUGGACGAUGUCUUCAAGCAAGUACUGGUACACGGCUUUGGCCGCAAGCCAUGACGGUCACAAGGCCUCCUGCAGCACCAACAAUACAUCCUGCAUCAUCCAGGACCUGCAGUGUGGCCAGAUCUACAGCGUUACAGUCGUCAUCUCCAACACAAGUGGAAGCAUCAGCUCCCCCUACCAGAUCCAGUCAGUUCCCUGCAUCCCAACCCUCAGUGAUGUGAAAGUGAACUGCCACUCAAAUUUUGCCUUGGUUCAGUGGAAGAAGUCCAUGGGGGCUAAACAGUACAAAGCUGUUGCAGAGAAUGCCCAGGGGAACACCACGUACUGUAGCACUUCCAACAGCAGUUGCAUUGUCUCAGGGUUGCAGUGUGGGCAGCUGUAUAGCGUCACGGUGAUUGCUUCUGACCAGCAAUGCAACAGUGGCCCCAGCAAUGCCAUCCAGCCAGGGAUCGGUGAGGAUGGCAACUAUACCUAA